Messenger RNA from Chlamydomonas reinhardtii, 9068 nucleotides. RefSeq lists its product as uncharacterized. Gene Ontology annotation, cellular component: cytoplasm; nucleoplasm. The transcript has 21 exons. Gene Ontology annotation, molecular function: protein binding. The record is from RefSeq and is a predicted model, not a curated record. Lineage: Eukaryota; Viridiplantae; Chlorophyta; Chlorophyceae; Chlamydomonadales; Chlamydomonadaceae. Bases 169 to 7875 code for a protein of 2568 amino acids.
GUUUUCACAUUUAGAGCUGCCACUACGUUUCGUAUGCAUAUGAAACUGGAACACCCCCAGAAUUCAGAAACUGAGUCCUCGCUCGUAGAACUUGUCUGCAAGGGCCAGGCCAGGAAAGCAUCCGCCAGAAUGCGUUUAAGUUUUAGGUUAUAGCUGCUCGACGGAGGAAUGCGGGCUAGGACGCUGCUGCUCGCGGCAACAGUCACAUUCUGCUUGGGCUUGGCGCGUGGGUACAGCGUGUGGGACGCCCCUGCAGCAGUGGACCCGCAGCCAGAGCCGCGGACGUUUGCGACAAUCGCCGGUGUCGCGACCUCGUCUCGCCUGUACAUGUAUGGAGGCUUCUCACACGCGCGGAAUGCUUGGCUGGGGGACUUGUGGAGCUUGGCCCUGAAUGCGUCCGCGACGGGCUGGGAGCGCGUCAACGUUAAGCUCGGAGACCUCCCGUCGUCCUUGGAGCAUGGCACGCUCGUUUCGCUCGACUCGGCGCUGCUGCUCGUCGGCGGCCGCCUGGGCGACGGCACCUGGAACGAUAAGCUAUAUCUGCUUGACAUGGCCACUCGGCAGUGGCUCGCGCUCAGCAACACGACCUCCGUGCCGCAGCUGUACUGGCACUCGGCCCUGUCGUACACUUACGGUGGCGUGGCGCGCGUGCUCCUCACGGGUGGCCUGAACGCGAAUGGCUCCGCGGCUGCUGCGGCGUAUGAGCUGAUGGCGGAUGCCAGCGGCGGCUACACAUUCACCACAUUGGCGCCCAUGCCCACGCCGCUGUUCGGCCACUCGCUGGCAGCGGACCCAGCCGACCCCUCCAGGAUCAUUGCGUCCGGCGGCUUCACGGGCGCGAUGCCCAGCGGCAGUGCGCCGCGGGAGGCCGUGCCGCCCGGGCUGCGCGGCGCGCUGGAGGCGGCACCGGGAGCCGCGGGCUCUGGAUCCAGCGUGGGUGUACUGGGGCUGAAUGCGUCGUACGCCGUGCUGCGGUACGACCGCAUGGCCGGCAGCGGCGGCGCGGGAGAGUGGGCAGGGCUGGGUGCCGGCGACCUGGCCAUGCCGCGCGGCUCGGCCUUCCACGCCAGCUGGAUUCUGAGCGACGUGCUGUAUCUGUACGGUGGCGUCCAGACCCUGUCGGCACAGGGCGUGAGCGCACCCGACUCGGUCCUGAGUGGGCUGCAAGCCUUCACCCUGCCCACAGCGCCCGCCACCUCCACGCUGGCCUUCGCGCCGGCGGCAGCGGCGGCUGCGACCGCGGCGUGGGGCGCGGUUCGGCCGGGCUGGGUGUCGGGGGCGGCGACGUGGGCGGACCUGAGCAACGCUGCGGCGCCGCAGCUGUGGCUGUUCGGCGGCUGGGCCACGCCGCUGCCGCUGCCGCCCUGGGCCGACUCCUACCUAGCACCUCAGGACGUCAGCCUCACCUGGCGAUUGGAUGGCGGCGCCACAGCCGCAGCCGUCAGCUCCAGCAGCAGCGGCCCGGCUGCGGUGGGCGCCUGGCUGCCGCCGCUGCAGGGCGGCAUGGCGCCUCGCAGUGGGGCGAUGCUGGCGGCUGUGAACGUGGGCGGCGUACGGAAGCUGCUGAGCCUGGGCGGCCGCGCGGCGACUGGCUGGGCAGGGCCUGCUUCGUCUCUGAAAGCCCAAGCUCAAAAAUUUGCAGAAGCGGCCACCACGGGCGGCUCCCGCUUCCUCACCAACCCCUUCGGCCUGGUCUUUGGCGCGGACGGCGACCCGCGGGCCAACGCCGCCGCCUACCAGCUCACUGACCUCUGGCUCAUUGACGCGGCCACGGGCGCGCGCGAGGCCGUGUGGCUGGUGAACAGCACCGUUGUGCCUGAUGCCGGCGCCUGCCUGCCGCCCUACGCCGCCGCCAGCCUCGGCGGCAGCGCCGCCGCCACCUGCACGUCCAUGCCGUUCGGCAGCGCGACAGCGCCGGCCGGCGGCGCGCCGCUGUGGGACCGGCGGCUUGUGGAGUCGCCCAUGCCCGUGCCGUCGGGCGGCGCCGCCGCCAACGGCGGCGGCGGCAGCGCCACCGGCGCCGCCGGCGGCUCCAACCACGUCAUCUACAUCCAGGCGGCGGAGACGACGACGAUACCGGGCGGCGCGCCGUCACUGACGGCGGGCGUGUGGCGGCUGAGCAUUAGCUCGUUGGACCUUCCGAUGGCUACCGGCACGGCGGCGGGGCUGCCGGCCGGACGCGGCACGGUGUAUGUGGCGACGUGGCAGGAGCUGACGCCCGCCGCCAGCCCCGACCCCUCGCCCUGCUACCCGCGCACGCUGCACGGCGCGGCGCACCUCACCUCCACCUCCAGCGCCGCGGUGGUCAUGGCGGGCAGCCCCGGCAGUAGCAGCUCCCUCGGCAGUAGCAGCGUCGCCGGCAGCAGCCUGUCCUAUGUUGCCCUGUUUGGGGGGCUGCUGUUGAGCCCGUCCGCGGGCGGCGGCGGUGCCGACACCAGCCGGCUGCUGUCCUUCACGCCCACGGACUCCGUGUGCCUGUUUGACGUCUACUACCGCCGCUGGCUGCAGCCGCCCGUGUACCCCGCCGGCUACUUCCCAGAGGCGCGCUACCGUGUGUCUUGCGCCUCCCGGCCCGGCCUGACCAACUACACCAUGUCCUGCUUCGGCGGCGUGUCGGGCGCCAGCGGCGGCCUGCUGGGCGACGCCUGGCUCUUCUCCAUGCAGCCGGGCGCGCUGCCGCUGCCGGCGGCGGCGGUGCAGCUGCCGGUGCACUUCGGCACCUGGACCGCAGCCCCGCACAACGUCACGGCGGUGCGGCCGCGCGCGCGCGCCGACCACCUCAUGCUGCCCGUCCGCGGCCCGGGCCUGCCCGGUCUGAACGGCUCCACCUACUCGCCGGUGCUGCUGUUGGGCGGCCGCGUCAACGCCUCCACCGCGGCCUCCUCCGCCGCGCCCGGCAGCAGCGGCCUCGGACCGCUGCGCCGUGACCUGUGGCUGCUGGAGACCGCGUGCGCCGACCCUGACGCGAACGCGCCCAACGCCCUGCCCAGCGCCAACCGGCCGCCGCAGACGACGCAGGUGUGGCUGGCGUUGCUGCCGGCCGGCAGCGCAACGGCAGCGGCCGCGGCCGCGGCGGUGCCAGGCGACGCCUGGUCGGUGGUGACGGCGACGGUGUCGCACAACGAUACGCACGCGGAGGUAUGGAUGGGUGUGCUGCCCACGGGCGGCGCGGUGGCGGACCUGAGGCUCAUUCGCAUGGCCACAACACUGGACGGCUGCACCUCCAUCAAGCCCAACUGUACGCGGCUGUCCUACGCCUACGACGCCGUGGCACCCAGCUGCUGGGCUGGCGCGGCCGCCGCGACGCUGCCGGUGCGCGUGGCGGCCGCCGACAGCCCACUGCCCACCACCAGCCUGUUCGCGAGCGGCGUGGCGCUGCAGCUGCUGGCGCCGGACGGGGUGCCCGUGCACUUCAAGAACACCACCUACCUCAGCGUCCAGACGCCCAGCGGCUACCUCCUCAACGACGUGCGCCUGCCGCCCGACGUGCCCGACACCACCUCCCUCACGCUCGUGGCCUUCGGCCGCCCCGGCGUCGAGAUCGCCCGCGCGCCCGUGACGCCGCCCAUCUCCACCGCGCCCGGCAACCUGCAGCCCACCGCCGUCAUCUCCUUCAACCGCACCAGCCUGACCUUCACGGUCCGAUCCAACGGCUCCGCGCUCGCCAACGCCACUGCGGAGCUGCGGGUGCUGUACAACGGCCUGUACCGCAAGCGCUGCCGCGUGCCCACGGCGCUGUUCGGCGACUGCGACGCCACAGUGACGGACGUCAAGGGCUCGGCCUCGUUCGAGGUGUUCCCCGUGCCCGCCGCCCAGAUCAGCCUGCUGGCGUAUGUGGCGCUGGUGACAACGCCCUACUUCUACGGCGCCUACGCCGUGCCGCUGCCCUCGCCCUACGCCGUGGCGGCCGGCGGCUCCUCCAGCGUCACGGGCGCGGGCGGCGGCACCGUGACGCUGCUGCCCGGCGGCGGCCCCAGCGGCACCGCCCUGGCCUACUCCCUCGACGUGCCCAGCAGCCUGGCGCCCGCGCCGCCGCCCGACGGCCGGCUCAGCGUCACGGUCACGGUCAGCUUCCGGCAGAGCAUCGGCUACUCGGUGCUCAACCUGCCCACCAACAGGCGCUGGGUGGCGUCCUUCUACCGGCGCUACUCCUUCGGCAGCCUGGACCCCACGCCCUCGCUCAACAUCUCCGACACAUACUCCAUCGCCUCCAAACCCUACGCCCGCCGCCUGGCGCCCGGCGAGUUCCUGGUGUGGGUCACUGACGCCGCGCUGCCCUCGCGGCCCAUGCUGGAGACGGUGCGGACUGUGGACGCGGCGGCGGCGGCCGCGGCCGGCGGCUCCACCAAUGUGAACCUGGAGGUGGUCCUGAGCACGGUGACGUUCCGGCUGUUCUUCAGCCGUGUGGUGGUGUCCCCGGGGGCCGGGUUCUACGUGGGGGCUUCCAGCGUGUUCGUGUCGCUUUACACGAUACCGGAGGACACCACAGCGGCGGCGGCGAUCGCCGGUACCGCCGCAGAUGCGGCGGACGCCGCCGCCGCAGCCGCUAAUAGCACGGGCGCGAACAGCACCGGCGUCGUGAUGACGGCGCCGCCGCCGUCGCCGUCGCCGCCGCAGCCGCAGUCGCUGACGGUAUUGUCUGGCAGCACGGCGUCGGGCUCGCCUGGUGUGCCGUGGGACUCGGAGCUGACUGACGGCGGUCUGGCCACCUUCAGCGUCAUCCCGGGAAUCGACUACCUGGCGGUGUUCUCCUACCCCAGCGUCGUCCUCCGCGGCCCCGUCACCAUCACCGCGCCCAGCGUCAGCAAUACGCUGCCUGGUGGCGGCUCCAGCGGCACAGGCUCCGGGUCCGGCGGCGCCAGCACCACGGGCGGCGGCGCCGUGUUUGACUACGAGCUGCCGCAGGCGCUGCUGUGCGCCACCGGCACCACCACUCUCAUCAACCAGCAGCGGGGGCGCUUCCCCUCCGAUUCGCUGAACACGGUGGUGUACGGCCCAGGCACCACCUGCAGCUGGGUGAUCACCACCGGGCAGCCCGUCAUGAACCUGCUCAUCAACUACACGGGCCUGGCGCCCGGCGACUAUAUCACGCUCACCACCGACACCGGCUUCGUGACGCGGCUGCCCACGCUGCAGCUUGACAGCAGCUCCGUGUUCACCAUCCGCAUGACCGCGUCCAACGUGACCAUCCGCUUCCGCGGCAACAACGACAACCUCAUGGGCACCGGGCCCGUGGUCAUCUGGGAGGGCGUCAGCCAGCGCAACAGCAUGCCGCCGCAGUUCAUCAUGAUGAUCGCCGCCUCCUCCGCCGCCGCCGGCGCCAUGCUGCUCUUCCUGUGCCUCUGGCACUGCGUCUUCCGGCCCGUGCAGCUGCGCCGCCAGGCCGCGGCGGCGGCGUUCGCCGCCGCCGCCAGCGCGGCGGCCGCCGGCGCAGCCGGCGCCGGCGCCGCAGGCGCCGGCAUGCGCGGCGCGCAGGGCCACCGCAACCGGGUGCCGCGGCGCUACCUGCGCAUGAUGGACACGAGCGUGUACUCGGCGAAGGAGGCGGCGGCGCGGGCCGCAGCCAAGGCCAAGUCCACCUCCACAACGGUGGCGACGGCGCUGCCGGUGGAGGCUGAGGGCGGCGUGGCGGUGGGCGUGCCUGUGCCUAGCGCCGCCGUGCCGCCGGGGCCGGCAGCCGACGGAAACGGCAUUGCCACCAAGGCGGAGGUGGUGCCCGGCAGCGCUGUGCGUGCCGGGGCGGAGAUGCCGCCGAGCCCUGACGGCGAGGCCAACGUCAACGCGGGCGCCAAUGCCGGUGGCAUCGCCGACGCGCUAGCGGCGGCUGCCGGCAUCACUGCUGCCGCUGCUGACAUGGCAGUGACCAACGCCACCGCCAACAGCGGCAGCAGCAGCGCCGGCGACGGCGCCACCUCCGCGCCGACGGAGGACGGCGUGGAUGGCGCGGACACGUGCGCCAUCUGCCUGUGCGACUUCGAAGAAGGAGAGCGCGUCAAGCACCUACCCUGUAAACACUUCUACCACAUAGCUUGCAUCGACACCUGGCUGGGGCGGGACAUCACAUGCCCGCUCUGCAAGGACAAUGUCCUGGAGGCGAUGCGGACGUUGCAUGGGCCGCUGCCGCCGCGCGCCAGCGGAAGGCAGGGCCGUGGCGGCGCCGCGGCGGCGGCUGCAGCGAGCGCAGAGGCGGAGGCCGCGGCGGCCGCCGCCGGAGCGGUCGGCGGCGGGGAAGGCGGCGCAGGUGCAGCGGGUGCGGGUGCGGGAGCAGGCGGCGCCCUGCAUGCGGGGCACUUGGAACUCGUUGUAGUUGUGCCAUCCGAGGGACAGGCCGGCGGCGCCGACGGCAGCAACGGCGCUGCUGGCGAUGGAACCGGUGGCACUGGCGGCGGUGGGCACGAUGCGCCAGGCCUGCCAGGCAGCAUCGAGUCCUAUCAUGCAUCCUUAGAUACCUCCCUAGGUGCCCACGGUGGCAGUGGCGGCGGAGCCGCACCCACUGCCGAAGGCGGCAGUGCGCACGGCGCAGCGCCGGUUACAGCGGCAGCGGCGGCAGCCGGCGGGCAGGAGCUGCAUACCAUGAGCACUGCUCAAAGCCGCGAGCUCCGCCCCAUGCGCCGCAACCUCAGCCACGACCUGGGCGGCGAGCACGACGGCACCACCACGGAGACAGACAGCGACAGCGACGACGACCACGGCGCCGCCGCCGCCGCCGCCAUGGGCGCCGCAGCUGCGGCGGCUGGCGCUGGCCAGCCGCGCAACCCCUCGGGCGCGGCGCCGUGGGCGGUGGCGCCUCCUUCACCGGCUGGCACAGGGGCAGGGGCAGGGACCGGAGCUUCGCCGCACGGGCAGCACUCGCACGCACACGGGCACGGCCACCACCACGGCCGCCAGGUGGCUCCCGGACCGCCUCGCGGCAUGUCCGGCGGCGCGCCGCCGCCAAUGCCACCGCCCGGCAACCAACUCUUCGCGACACCGCCGCCGGCGGCGCUGCAGCUCGCGGCGAUGGGCGGCGGUGGCGGCGGCAUGGCGCCGGCAGGGUCGCCCGGGUCUCGCCCGGUGGCGGAGCAUGUGCAGCGCAGCAACAGCAGCAGCACCACUGCCAUGAGGUGGAUGGGCGGCGGCGGCUCGCAGGUGGCGCCAAUGCCCAUGCUGACGUCACAGUCGCCGUCGGGCGCGUCGGGAGGCGGCGCGGGGUUGGGCUCCGCCAGCGGGCGCUACACAAGCCGUGUGCCGCCACAGGCGCGUGCGCAGGAGGCGCAGAUGGCGGCAGCUGCGGCCGCGCUGUCGGCGGCGGCUGCCGCAACGUCUGGCGGCAGCUACAGCUACGGCCACGGAAACGGCGGAGGGGGCGUUGGCAGCAGCACGGGCGGCUAUAGCCCGCGGCGGCUGCUGGAGGAUGCCGGUGCUCCCAAGGAUUCUGCGCUUGCGUUGGCGAUGGCCGCGGCCGCCGGCGCCGCCUCAAUGGUUCAUUUCCGUGUCCACGACAAUCCGCUGGCGCGCAGUCAGAAUUCCCUCAGCGCCGCAGCUGAAACACCGCAGGCGGCGUCUACACCCGGUGUGAGCGGUGGCGGCAGCGAGUUGCCGUCGCCGGCGCGGCAGGAAGGGCCGCAGGCCGCGGCGGGGGUGCCGGGGCCGCCGGCUGGGUCGACCACGCUGCGCAGCAGCGCUAGCUCCAGCGCGCGGAGCCGCAGUGCCGGCGGUGGCGGCAUGUCCGGGGGCCAGGGCCAGGGGCAGGGUCAGGGCGGCUCGGUGCGGACUGUGGGGGCGCUGGCAGUGCCCGACGUGUCCGGUGACGACGGCGAUCUACUGAGAACGCCCAGUGGCCAGCGGGCGGCUGGCGGGGCAGGCGGCGCAGCUGGUGGCGGCGGCACGGCGUGAUCACAUUACACUGGGGGGGGGGGGCUGGGCUUCUGACGUAACCUGUUUCCUGUUGACCGUGCCGUGACUCGUGAGGGUUGUGACUUGUGUAAUUGGUUGGUUGGCGCAGGCGGGGGAAGAUAUGUGUAACUAGAUGGUUUACGUGGUGUGUCCUGGAGGUAGCGUAGCAGAGCACUUCGUGGUUGGUAAAAGCCAUUGGUUACCCUGGUAAGGGCAGCGUGCGGAUGUGCACAUAGCUUAACGUGGUGCAUUGCACAGCAUCCCUUGUGGGUCCUGCCCGCAUCGUUUACAACAAGGAGCAUCACAUGGCCAAGCAUCAGCACAUGCACCGUCACAUAGCGCCCUCCAUAUGGGCUUGUGCAGCAACAUGGGGGCUUGGACGGCGGCUGCAAUCAGGGCGCACAAGGGUGUGUCAGCGAUGGAAGGACAAGGACAGCUGGUGGUGUUAUUCUUUAUGAAGGGCGCAUCACUCGUGCCGUGAAGGCAGCGGGUGCAGCACUCGAUCGUGUAUCCAGAUUCAUGUGCAUUUGGCCAGCGCUAACCGAUAGUACCUACCUUGUUUUGUCGUGUGUGUUUCUUGGUGCCGGAAAGGGCGCAGAUGCGCGUUGACAGUGGCCUGCCUGGUGCAGGAAGUCGUAGGUGGCCACUGGACGGAAUCCGACGUUUAUAUGAGUGGCCCAUGCGGCGAGCACGGCACAGUAGCAAUGCGUGCGCAUAUGGAUCCAGGACCCCAUGCGCGCCAAGAACGGGCGAACGGCGUGCCACGCCUGGGCUGGCCUCCCCGGGCUCAGCGCGUCAAGCACGAGGAAGUAGUUGGGACAGUAAGGUAUUCACAAGCUCGAUGCAGCACCAUGCGGCUGAUGUCUGUCAGUCUACGCCUGCAAAUGUUGUGUCGGGGGCCACCGACGUACUGGCCUGGGUGCCCGCAUGACGCCGUGCGACGUCGGAUCUCACAGCUUACAUCUUGUAGUGUUGGGCAUUUUGGCCCUGACAAUUUUCUGCCCUCUUGAUUCGAAAGAUAGCGCAAUCCUUCCCGCUAUGGGUCACAAGAACACAGCGGAGCGCACCACAGUGAUGGCCAAGCUGUCGCAAGCUGUUGCGCGAGCUCCAGUCACUUGGCCAGGUACUUUUGGUAUCUGGGGCUGCAACCAUACUGUAGUUUGGAACGAAAGCAAGGAAUUGUACAAUCAAAA